GCGGUGCUGCUGUUGGCCGCGCUGGUCGUGGUGCAGGCGGGCGCAAGCCCCAGGGCAAGCCCCAGGCGCCGCCGCGACGUCCCCGACCCCAACGCGCCGCACGUCUUCACCAACUCGUUCUUGGUGAAGCUCAACGGUGACCUGGGCAACGACGUGGCCCACCAAGUGGCGCAACGCAACGGCUUCGAGAACCUCGGGCCGGUCCUGGGCUCCCACAACGAGUUCCACUUCGUGCACCCCUCUCUGGCCCCGGCACGCACCAAGCGCUCCGUGCCCCACACCAGGAAGCUCAAGGUCGACCCCUUGGUGAAGCACGCGGCCCAGCAGCCGGGCUUCCUGCGCGUCAAGCGCGGCUACAAGCCCUUCAAGGUGGAGUCGCUGGUGGGGCCCCUCCGGCCCUCGCAGGACCCCACGGACCCCUACUUCAGCUUCCAGUGGUACCUCAAGAACACGGGCCAGAACGGCGGCAAGCCCAAGCUGGACCUGAACGUGGAGGCGGCAUGGGCGCAGGGCAUCACGGGCAAGAACGUGACGACCGCCAUCAUGGACGACGGCGUGGACUACAUGCACCCCGACCUCAAGUUCAACUACAACGCGAGGGCGAGCUACGACUUCAGCAGCAACGACCCGUUCCCCUACCCACGCUACACGGACGAUUGGUUUAACAGCCACGGCACGCGGUGCGCCGGCGAGGUGUCCGCCGCGCGCGACAACGACGUCUGCGGCGUGGGCGUGGCCUACGACUCCAAGGUGGCAGGCAUCCGCAUGCUGGACCAGCCCUACAUGACGGACCUGAUCGAGGCCAACUCCAUGGGCCACGAGCCCAACCUCAUCGACAUCUACUCGGCUUCCUGGGGGCCCACGGACGACGGCAAGACGGUGGACGGGCCUCGCAACGCCACCAUGCGGGCCAUCGUGCGCGGCGUCAACGAGGGCCGCAACGGGCUGGGCAACAUCUACGUGUGGGCGAGCGGCGACGGCGGCGAGGACGACGACUGCAACUGCGACGGCUACGCCGCGUCCAUGUGGACGGUGUCCAUCAACUCGGCCAUCAACGACGGCCAGAACGCGCACUACGACGAGAGCUGCUCCUCCACCCUGGCCUCCACCUUCUCCAACGGCGCCAAGGACCCCAACACCGGCGUGGCCACCACGGACUUGUACGGGAAGUGCACCACCACCCAUUCCGGGACCUCGGCCGCCGCCCCGGAGGCCGCUGGAGUGUUCGCCCUGGCUCUGGAGGCCAACCCCCAGCUCACGUGGCGCGACAUCCAGCACCUGACCGUGCUCACCUCGAAGCGCAACUCCCUGUACGACGCCAAGAACCGCUUCCACUGGACCAUGAACGGCGUGGGUCUCGAGUUCAACCAUCUGUUCGGCUUCGGCGUGCUGGACGCAGGCGCCAUCGUGGCGCUGGCCAAGCAGUGGCGCACCGUGCCUGCGCGCUACCACUGUGAGGGCGGCGCCGUCCACACUUCCUUGGAAAUCCCGAGCGACCGUUCCGUGCUGAUGAAGAUCACCACCGACGCCUGUGCCGGCACCGACACCAAGGUGCGCUACCUGGAGCACGUGCAGGCCGUCAUCUCCCUCAACUCGACCCGCCGCGGCGACGUGGAGCUCUUCCUCACCUCCCCCAUGGGCACGCGGUCCAUGAUCCUCAGCAAGCGUGCCAACGACGACGACCACCGGGACGGCUUCACCAAGUGGCCCUUCAUGACCACCCACACCUGGGGCGAGGACCCCCACGGCACUUGGUUGCUCGAGGCAAGCUUCAACUCCCAGAUGCCGCAGCACGGCUUCAUCCGUGAGUGGACGCUGAUGCUGCACGGCACCAGGGACCCGCCGUACGUGGGGCUGCCGGUCACCGACCCGCACUCCAAGCUCGCCAUCGUCAAGAAAGCGCACGAGGAGCGCAAAGCAUGAAGUGUUGCUUAGAAGGCUCACUGUCCAGACUCGAGGGCCGGCGUCAGCACCAAGUUGGGAUUCGGAACGGCCGGGCCAGGCGAACAAGGCGCUUGUUUGAUACCACACCCUUUCCAGCAAAAUCUGGCCUGGCCGACUUCGGAUGUAGUCAUUUAGACCAGUAGGUUGUGUUGGCUGACCUGUACGGGGCAUCUGGACAGUGAACAAGGAAAGAAGAAGCAACUUUAUACUACUCAUAUGACAGCUAACAACGGACAGGCGGGGCAACUCUUGGCUUUGAUUGAGCCCCUACCAAAACGACCAACAGUUGCCCCGCGUUUCCGUCACUCACAUUCCCUUCCCGUGUUCCCUGCAUAAUUAGAGCAAGAAUUGAAACGCUUCUCCCGGUCCGCUAGGUCGCACGCUGCGAACCUGCGCACGCCUAGACUAGUCUCUAAACUCUCUCCCUGUUCUUGAUUUUAAGUCGGGCCGGACUCGAAUUCUAUUAGCGAUCCGGAAAAGUCAAUCUUUUAUUUCUUUUUGUCUCGGAAUGGAGUUGAGUCGCCGGCGCAGCGACGGUGUCGCAUUUAACCUAGUUUAGUAAUUGUAUCAGUUGCCUCUACUGUCCUCUUAAUUGCUUUCGCGAUGUCAGAGAAAGAUAAUUGAAAGAGAGCCGGGCGAGAGUAUAGAUUAGAGAUGCUUGUGAAGAGGAGUGCACUUUGCUUUUAGCCAGCCUGAUUCGAUGAAGCAAAUUGCGCAAAUUGCAGAGACCAAUGUUAGACUUAGUAGCUGCACUUGUGACGCCGCUGGUGUCCACCAAUUGAUUCACCGGGUCAAGCUAGGCCGCUUUUUCACGAAAAAAGGUUGUUUUGCUUUGUCUUGCAAGGGCUGAUUGUAAUUCGACAUAUCAGAGGCGUACUCCUUACUAACGCACUGCUCUAAGACAAAUAAUCUCAAAUUAGAGUACAAUAAUUAAUGUUCGGAAAUUUUACCACUGGUGAGAGAAGGCCGAAGAACGAUGGACAACGCUAUUUGAUGCCAGCCAAGAUUAUCUGAAUAACGAUAUUAUUAAUCAAGUCCCGUCGGGUCCACGGGAUUGCUGUGGCUGUCCCUGUCUCUCCCUCUCUCUGCACCAACGGCUCAGUUUCUCCUUGCGCCGUUCCGUGGAACUAAAUGAGGCAUCCCGACGCCGGCCACCUAAUUAGGUACAAUCUGCCCACGAUUGUAUUUAAUUACAAACUGCAAUGAGACGUGACUGGCGUACAUGCACGAAUGCAGUUUCACGCAAUGAAAAGGAGUGCAUGACCCAUUGGUGCCUUCAUAUUGUAAGCCAAGCUUUUUUCUUUCAUGCUCACACUUUCCCUCUACUCUAAUCAAAACGCACCCCUUCCCCUCGUUUUUGAAGCUUUUGCAAAGGCGAAGCCUUGGCUUCUAUAUGAAAGAAAUGCACCCGAGCGCCGUCGCACUUGUGGUGCGCAUGUCCACAAAAGUCGUUGCGUUUUGUACAAUUCCAGAGCUACUGCUUAUACAAUUUGACAGGACGAUUUGUUUGAUCGUGAAAAAUAUUGGGGAAAGACGACUUUUGUUGUGACUCUUGCGGACCCUUUUGCGACAGCGUUGUCGAGAAUAUGAGCUAAUGACUAGGAUAAUAUAGGCUCGAGUCUCUGUUCUCCAUACUAUAAUGAUGUCAAACACUUUAUAUCAGAUGGAAACGGAAAUGUGAUACAUUUGAAAUCUAGAGAGUUGGAUCUUCGCUUUAAAACGUAUUAUUUUGUUUCGUUGUAGAUUUGGAUCAAACGUUUCGUGAGCUAACUAGAUACUAGAUAGUAUAUCUUGAAGAAGUGCUCGGGCACAACCACGUAACGUACCACGCACAAGUGGCUAAAAGGAUGAUCUGUACUGCAGCAUUUUGUCCCCAUUUUAUUUUAGUUUUAAGAUUGAAGUGCGACUGUCGGUACGAUUCCCAUUACUUUUGAUCUCGAUCUUGAUGUUUAUGCUUCGUUGCACUUGAACAGACUAUCCAGUUCCUGUGAGGCUUUACUUUUGUAUUAGUGAGUGGUGCAUUUGCGAAUGAGAAAAAUUUUUACGAGAAAUGGAACGAUGUACCUUUUUUCGCCCAAACACUGAUAUGAUGCAGAAAUUGUGCUAAUAUCUGAUGUUUGGUCUGUUACUGUUUUGUAGAGGAUUCCUAAUGCAUAGCUAUGUCAAAAAUUCUGUUAAUAUUUUCCUGUAAAUUUAUUUUCCCCACGUGUAGUUUAAGGCGGGUGGCACAGUGACGGUUGUUAGGCGAGAUUUGACGGGUACGUUCGUUGAUCGAACAAAGCGCAUAUUUAUUUUUUGGAACUGGUGAUACUGAAGUAGUAACUUACUUUCUGGAUUCCUUUUUACUGUAGCUGCGUAUCGGGCCGACAGAAUAUAUGUGGUGAUUGUAUUAUUUUGUUCACAGAGAAAAUGAUCGUCUAUUGUGGUCGAGUAAUAUAGAUUGAACUAAAAUAUAUUUUAAAAUUGAUUUAAUAAAAUUUGUCUUCAGAGAGGUAAAACAAA
This is a messenger RNA of Thrips palmi, 4446 nucleotides long. RefSeq names its product neuroendocrine convertase 2 (gene amon). The record is from RefSeq and is a predicted model, not a curated record. Lineage: Eukaryota; Metazoa; Arthropoda; Insecta; Thysanoptera; Thripidae. Gene Ontology annotation, biological process: protein processing. Gene Ontology annotation, cellular component: Golgi membrane; trans-Golgi network. The transcript is spliced from 11 exons. Gene Ontology annotation, molecular function: serine-type endopeptidase activity. The annotation marks the transcript as partial.